Messenger RNA from Pelagomonas calceolata, 3632 nucleotides. NCBI's taxonomy places the organism in Eukaryota, Pelagophyceae, Pelagomonadales, Pelagomonadaceae. The record is from the annotation of a GenBank genome assembly.
GUCUUACAUGCCGCUAGCUGCGAGCCGGCGCGCUCGCCUCAAAUCGCUGCAAGCAUCGCUCUGCGUGCGUGGUGAAACACAUACAAAGCACGCCACAGUUGCUGCGAACACGCACGCGCGUCGCUGUAGCCAGCUUGUACGGCUGUAGCCAAAGCGAGAGCAGCCAGCUUCGGAGAGCGCGCAGCGAUUGCGGCCGAAGAAGCGCAGCGAGCGGAGAGACACAAACUACGAUGCUUGCACAUGUAGUAGACGCAGCCCUAAAACACGACCGCGACGCGGCGCGCGCGGCUACCCGCGGCGCGGCGCCGUACGCCCAGAAAAGCAAGAGCAAGGUCGCCGCGCUCGACGCGUUACUGAUCCGGGCCGAGGCCGAUGAUGAUGAAGACGCCGCGGCGCUGAGACGCGUCUUCCAGCUCAUAACCGACGCGUCGGCGAAGGCCGCGAAGAGGGGCGACGACCAAUUGACCCAAAACUGCGGCUUCUUGACGCGGUGGCUGCUGCGCCGCGGCGAGGGCGGCCUGAGCUCCGUGAAGGCCUCGCGGGCCUUCGCGGCGGCCGUGGGAAAUAGUGAUGACGAAAGGUGGCGCGUCCUCGGCGUCUGCGAGACAAUUGGAAGAGCCUGCCACGUCAAAGCGGGUCAUGGUAUUGAGGACGCGGGCGGCGUCGUAGCCGCGGUCGCCCUCGCACAUAUCGGGGAGGCGUUAUCAUCGAUUAUAUCAGACGCGGAGAAGCCCACGCGUUUAAGUACUGCAGCCGCCAGGGCCUUCCACGAGUUAGUACAUGCCUUAUCUCGCGGCGCCGAGUGGACCUCUACCACUCUAAGGGAGGCGGAUAGUGAUGACGACACGGAUGGAGAAACAGACGAGUCGUGCGCGCCCGAUUUGUACCAGAGAUGCCGCACGCAAUUAUUGGGGCUACUGCCAGCAAUCGCGCGGUCGAUCCACGGUCAAGUCGGCUGGCACGCGGGGACGUCGAGCCACCGCGCGUCCUAUGUCAAUGCAUUACGUGAUUUGCUGACAGAGCUCGGCGCCGACGCGGCGGGGAAGGUCGAUGGCACCGGCGCGGCCUCGGCGCAAGCUAGACAGAAGUCGCCCAUCCAGAGCGCGCUGGCGUCGAGUUCUGAGUUAAAUAUUACAAUACAAGAAAAUGAUAGAGACGGGCGGGAUACAGCGGAGGUGACGCAAGCCGCGGCCCGAGCGCAAAACGCCGCUUCAUUGAGACUGGCCUGGGUGCUGCGCGCGGCGCCGCCUUCAUUGCUCUUUGUGGACAAGGAUUCUAUAGCGACCACGGUCGCGAGCGUCGCGCAGGAACUACAAGCCGUAUCACACAAUCAAGUAGAAUCGGACGACGAUAGCGAUGAUGACGGCUUCGACCCCGAGAAGGAGAAGUUGAAAAGAAGGGAGGCGCGCUGUUCGCGAGCGGACCUGAAGCGGGCGGCCUGCCGCCGCGCGUGUUUGGUAUUGGGCCAGGUCAAGGCGAAGCGGCUGGAUUCAUUACUCGAAGCGAGACCCGAGGUUCAUGGGGCUCUGCAGUCGAGCUGCGCCUUUUUACUGAGAGGCGACCCGGACAAAGGGGAAGAAGACGCGUUCGCCGACGGCUGCGACGCCGCGACGGCGUUUCUAGCGUCGUCGCUGCUCAAGAGGUCCCUGGAAGGAGCUUUACUGAAGGGUUCUUCCGCAAGCGACCUCGCGGCGCCCCUUUUAAAUAUUUUGGAUAGUGGCGAAAAACCGGAUGAGCCGGCGUCGGCCGCGGUGGGGGCUCUCCUCGCGCCGCUCGCUCUACAGGAGAAGUCACCGGUCCUCGACGCCUUGUUAGCACGGUGCGGUGGCAACGGCGGCGGCCUCACGGCGUUAGAACGUGUGCUCGACGCGGCCCAAAAAAAUGGAAGGCGGGACAUCGGGGGCGACGCCGCGGACGCCUUAUGUAGAGAGGUCUCCACCUCAACCGACGCGCACCGGCGCGACCGGGCGUCACGAUUAUUCGCGAAGAUCGACGCGGACGUGGCCCUGCCUCGAUUACGCGCCGCGCUGAAGCGCGCUCAAACAGAAACCUCGAAAACGGCCCUCGAAACCUGCGUCGGCAUCAAUAUAACGGGAAGCGACGACGCCGACGGCGCGCUCGCCUUCCUCGGCCAGUGCCUGAAGGGCGACGCGUCUCCAACAGAAGGCGAGAUUGAGUUAGAAGCGUGGGCCGACCGCGUGUUGAAGAGCGCGCCGCUCUGGGUCGGGCGCAUCGCGUCGAAAGGUGGCACGCGGUGGACCAAUACGGCUGCGGGCUGUGCAGCUAGAGCAUGCGUGCCCAAGGACGCCGCGGCGUUGCGGCUCUGGGGGUGUGUAUGUGAUGAGAUCAGUGAUAGGGAGACGGCGCGCGCGGCUAUGAACGCGAUCGUAUCUGUUGAAAGUGACGACCUCUUCGCGCGCCUCGCUCCCUUAUUAGCGAUGAAGCGCGCGCCGGCGAAGUUCUGGUUCCUUAGUGGCGCCGACGGCGCCUUCGCGCUCCUCAAAGCGGCGCUGAUGAUGAAUGAGCACAAAGCCGUGAAAACUAUCGCCGCCGAGGUGCUCGGGCGCCUGCCUCCGUCGUACACCGCCCGGGCGGCCCAGGAUAUAUUCAAGUACGUGGAAACGCCGUCGGCCGAAACCGCCGACGCCGCGCGCGCGGCCCUCUACGCCGUCUGCCACGCCGCGACGGUCCACGGUGCUUCCGCGACGCUCGCAGCUAAACCGCCGGUCCUCGAGCCGCUUCUCACAUUACUGCACUACGUGCCGAACGAUUCGGAUGGAAAACGGGCCGCCGAGGCGCAGCGCGGCGCCGCCCACGCGCUGGCUAUGCUCCUGGGCGCCGAGAGCGCUCAUUGUGCGACGCAAGCGCCGCCCAAGGCACGGCCAUUGGUCGUGGAGGUUUCAGAUGUUGAGGACGCGGCCCCGGCGCCGCUCGCGCGUUUGGUGGCGGCGUGCGGCGACCCGUACGGCACGGAUUGUGUGGAGGCCGCCGUCGGCGCGUUUUCUUUGUCGAGUGGGUUAGCAGAGGACGUUAUAAAAGCACUCCAACGGCGCGACGGCUGCGGGGUAUUAAGGGUCGCGUGCGCGAACGCCGUCGCGACGGCCGCGCGGCAGCUCACGGACGAUAAAGCGUUGGUGGCGCUGGGAGACGCGCUGGCGGGCGCGUGUAUCCAUGGAGGCGCGCCGCGCGAGCCGCCUGCGGGCUCGACGCCGGCGCAGGCCGCCGUCGCCAUCGUGACGCGCGCGGCCUGGCUCCAGGCUUUGUUUGUCAUCGUCUUCCGCACGAAGCGCGUUCCAUCAAGCGUGGCGGCCGCAGACGUGUUUGGCGUCGCGUUGGAGGCGGCGCGAUUUUCUGGAGACGCGACCGUGCGGCGGGGCGGCCUCGUGCUGCUCUCGUCGCUCGUGGGCGUGGACAGCGAGCUCUGGACGAGGCUGCCGCCGGCGUCGGCGGCGCAGGCGCGAAACGCUUUAAGGGCGGUCGCCGCCGCGGAUCCCGAGAAGGAGCUGCGGGAGCUUGCGGCCCAGCUGUCCUCGGCCGUCGACGAGGCGAUCGGCGAGGCGCCGCCCGUGACUGCUCCGGCUAUGCCGGUCAGUGCGUCGCCGAUGAUCGGCGCGCUGAAUAUUGGGUUGUGA